Molecule: messenger RNA, 480 nt
Organism: Lizanozyma spartinae
Lineage: Eukaryota; Fungi; Ascomycota; Pichiomycetes; Serinales; Debaryomycetaceae
Exons: 1
Coding region: 1-480 (159 amino acids)
Source: RefSeq, a predicted model, not a curated record
AUGUCUGAUUUAACUUUCCAAUAUGCUAAUGAAUGUGAUUUGGAAAUACAUUGCUCACCGUUUGGAUUGAGCGGAUUGUAUGUCAAGAUUAAUGGGAGUAAUAUAAUGGGGAUUGGAUCAACCAUGGGACUUAUUACAGGCAAUACAAGCGGGCUCUUGUAUUACAACGAUAGUAAUGAUUUAAUCGAUAAAAAGUUCAAGUUGUAUGUUGUGGUUGACGAUGAAGGUUAUCUUCGUAUAGACUUUACAAGAAUAUUCACAGAGAAUGAAGAUGAAAAAUCUCUACAGCAGCAGCAGCAGCAGCAGCAUAAUAACCAAGAAGUCGAACCAAACGGUCCAGACACACCUGGUUCUGCUAGUGGGAGUCACGAUGCUAAUGAUGAAUUGCCAUCUUUAAUAUUGAGAGCUAAAUGUCCCCAUGGUAAUCCCGAUAAUAUUGGACCGUUCAUUGGUAUUUUCCUGUUUGAAACCAAUGAAUAA